Cylas formicarius (sweet potato weevil) is the source of this 1332-nucleotide messenger RNA. RefSeq names its product cathepsin O-like. Gene Ontology annotation, molecular function: cysteine-type endopeptidase activity. Gene Ontology annotation, cellular component: lysosome. Bases 292 to 1308 code for a protein of 338 amino acids. NCBI's taxonomy places the organism in Eukaryota, Metazoa, Arthropoda, Insecta, Coleoptera, Brentidae. The transcript is spliced from 3 exons. The record is from RefSeq and is a predicted model, not a curated record.
AACGCAAAUUAAUAUUUAAUUAUUUAAUAUGAUAAAAUUUUAAAUUAAUAAAAAUUACGGAAAAAUAACGACGUAGGCAAAGUUGCACACACACCCUUGGAACCUAAAUUCCACGAAAUCUAUGAAACGACCUCCGUAUUCUGUGGUGCUUUCAUUAUUAUGCAAUUUAAAUGUUUUGUUUUCGGAGAUAACGCAGGCCGAUUUAAAAUUAAAUUAACGCACCGAAAGACUUUGGAACGCGCGUUCUUUGAUUAGGCUUUGCAAUGUCAACACGCAUUUAUCGUAUUAAAAAUGUCGCUAAACGGUUGUGGUGUUUAUUUGGAGAUAGCUUGCUACGUCGCGCUCUUGUUUUUCAUGGUGCCCGUCCGAAUUCAAGACGAAAACAACCUCCGGCAGCUAUUCGAUGAGUACCUUACGGAGUUCAAUAAAUCUUACGGGGACAGUAGCACUUAUAACCGAAGGAUGAGACAUUUCGAGAAUUCUUUACAAACCAUAAAUUUUCUCAACAAAAACCGGUCGAGUAGAUCGGCCAAUUACGGCCUGACGAAGUUCUCAGAUAUGUCCCCCGAAGAGUUCCGAUCGCAAUAUUUGGGCCAACGUUAUUUUGAUGGGAAAUUAAUACCUGAAAUAACUGAAAACAGACGUUCGGCGUUCGCGCUGCCCGAAAAGGUCGACUGGCGCCAGAAACGGGCGAUAACAAAAAUAAAAAAUCAGAACGACUGCGGCGCCUGCUGGGCGUUUGCGGUCGUCGAGACCGUGGAGUCUUUAAACGCUAUACGUCACGGAGAACUGGCACAGUUGAGCGUCCAGCAAAUGAUAGACUGCUCGACGAACAACUACGGUUGCAAAGGGGGCGACAUUUGCUCCCUGCUCAGUUGGUUAAAAAGUAAUAACGCCAGUGUGGUUAAAGAGUCCGAGUAUCCGCUCGUGUUGCGACCGCAUAAAUGCAGGUGGAACGCUUCUCUUCCGGGGGUACGGAUCGAUGACUUUGUCUGCCUGAGUCUCGUGGGAAACGAGAAUCUUUUGCUGACGUUGCUGGCGACAGAAGGUCCCGUUGCGGUUGCCGUCAACGCGCAGACUUGGCAAAAUUACGUGGGCGGUGUUAUCCAGUUCCACUGCGACGGUGAAGCCGCCAGUCUCAACCACGCGGUGCAAAUCGUCGGCUACGACCUGUCGCAAAACGUGCCGCACUAUAUCGUUCGCAACUCUUGGGGCGACGAAUUCGGCGACCAAGGUUAUUUGUAUAUAGCGAUCGGAAACAAUUUGUGCGGAAUCGCUCACGAAGUGGCUACGUUAUCUGUGAUGUGACGCGUCAUCCUAUAUUAAAAGCUA